AUGUCGGAAAAAAGCUGGUCGCCGACCGAAUAUGAUUCAGCUAGUAAGGGAAGGUCGGUGGUGCGGGGUGCGCCCGUCGAAAAUAGAGACCUCAAUGCUGCAGCUGAUUUAAGCUCUUUCGAAGAUGUUGAAGUCGGUCUCGGACUGAACUCUAAGAAAUCGACUAGAACGAACCAACAAGAUAACCCGGGACCUAUUCUUUCGGAUAUUAUUUCUUGUAUACCUCCUCAAACCCUUCAAUCAUUACGCGCCAUCUCGAAGGUAUACAGCAAGUGGAUUCGCCGAAUAAUUCUUACCCGAAUAGCGUUCAUCGCGUUAACGAACCCUUCCCGGAUUUCUGGAGCUAUUAGCGGAGUUUUCGGGUUAUGUUUUGCGCAGCUCUGGCUUAGAGGCAACGAGUCGUGUCAAAGGGCCGCCGAUUCGAUAUUAAGCAUCUUCGUGGUUAUAGCAGCUUAUAUAAAGUCCGACCCGGUUACUUUUCAAGUCCUGUUAGGAGAUUUCUAUCAGCGUCGCGAGACGGAUGCCAGGCAGACGGUCAUGGACGGUUCGACACCCUACAGACACCCAUUAGCCUACUGUUUAGAACCGUAUACGUCUCCGUUGGCCUUUUGCUACGACCCGGUCGUUUUCAUUCCAGCCAUGUUAAUUGUCUACCGGAAACUCGCGAGUUAUUUCGUAUGCCCCGGUUUCGAAGGACGAGUUAUUGAUGCCUUGAGCAUUGUGACUGCUCUUUUCACGAUAUGGAUGCUCUUCCCGGAGUUUUCUUGGAACUAUGCGAUGAAUGGGAGGCCUUGGACGGUCCGGGAAGUUUAUUACGAUGAUAUACUAGCUGCGGCGUAG
Messenger RNA from Orbilia oligospora ATCC 24927, 840 nucleotides. RefSeq lists its product as uncharacterized. NCBI's taxonomy places the organism in Eukaryota, Fungi, Ascomycota, Orbiliomycetes, Orbiliales, Orbiliaceae. The coding region runs from base 1 to 840 and encodes 279 amino acids. The record is from RefSeq and is a predicted model, not a curated record. The transcript has a single exon.